This is a messenger RNA of Juglans microcarpa x Juglans regia, 3004 nucleotides long. Its product is annotated as neutral ceramidase 1-like. The coding region runs from base 384 to 2783 and encodes 799 amino acids. The transcript has 11 exons. The record is from RefSeq and is a predicted model, not a curated record. Lineage: Eukaryota; Viridiplantae; Streptophyta; Magnoliopsida; Fagales; Juglandaceae. Gene Ontology annotation, cellular component: extracellular region. Gene Ontology annotation, biological process: long-chain fatty acid biosynthetic process; sphingosine biosynthetic process; ceramide catabolic process. Gene Ontology annotation, molecular function: N-acylsphingosine amidohydrolase activity.
AUCAAUUGUUUUUUGAAUGCAUAAACCCCACAAAGCUUGGAAGGGAGGUUUGAAUUCAAUAUUUUCAGCACAGAAAAUGUGGAUUAAGAUUCGGGCUUUCCCAAUCUAGGUCUGGAGUAGACUUCGGCCAGUAAGUAUAGGAAUCCUGGUGGAUAAAACUGGGAAACCGAGCAAGCCUCGCCAAGCUAUCGGUCUUCAUUUUCCGCUUCCGACACGUUUUCUUCACUUUCACUCUACUGCAAAGCUUAAGGGUGUGUUUACUGUCAAAGAGCCAGAGAUACACUCCGCAUUCUGGAAAUUCAAAAAACUCGAUCAAAUUUGCAGCAACUGCUUUAAAAUAAUGACCGUUGUGUGGAAAUCGCAAGUCGUCGUCUGCUAAGAAUAUGUUGUCUGUGAAGGAAAAUGAGAAGAACUGGUUGAUUUCUGAUAGAUCUCGCUUGAGUGCGAUGGAGUUUUCAUCUCGUUUUAAUCUCAAAUUCCAGAGGCCAUGUGCAAUGAUUUGGUUAUGGAUUGCUUUGGUACUCCUACUGCAGAAUAGUAGAGGACUGGUCUCAGCAUCCAAUUAUUUGAUUGGGCUUGGAAGCUAUGACAUUACAGGACCUGCCGCUGAUGUUAAUAUGAUGGGAUAUGCUAACUCAGAACAGAUCACAGCUGGGAUUCACUUCAGGCUCCGAGCUCGCACUUUUAUCGUUGCAGAGCCAGAAGGGAACAGGGUAGUAUUUGUAAAUCUCGAUGCUUGCAUGGCUUCACAAAUUGUAACAAUCAAGGUGAUUGAGAGGUUGAAGGCAAGGUAUGGGGACCUAUAUACUGAAGAUAAUGUAGCUAUUAGUGGAAUUCACACGCACGCUGGCCCUGGGGGUUAUCUCCAACAUGUGGUGUAUAUUAUAACAUCCCUUGGAUUUGUACAACAGUCGUUUGAUGUCAUUGUUGAUGGGAUUGAGAAAAGCAUUAUAGAAGCCCAUGAAAAUAUCCGGCCCGGGUCAGUUUUUGUAAGUAAUGGAGAGCUCUUAGAUGCUGGUGUUAACCGCAGUCCUAGUGCUUAUUUAAAUAAUCCUGCAGCAGAGCGAGGUAAAUACAAGUAUGAUGUUGAUAAGGAAAUGACCCUUUUGAAGUUUGUAGAUGACAAGUGGGGUCCACUUGGUAGCUUUAACUGGUUUGCGACUCAUGGAACUUCUAUGAGUCGUACAAAUUCAUUGAUAAGUGGGGAUAAUAAAGGUGCUGCCGCAAGAUUUAUGGAAGACUGGUUUGAGCAGAAUGGUACUGAAAUCUCAUAUUCCGGUAGACUUGGAGCUGAUGGAAUCCCACGAAGAGUCUCAAACAUAAUUCCUAACCUUCAUAGUAACUACCAUGAAUUACUGGAGCUUGCUGCUUCCUUCCAGUCUCCUCCUGGUAGACCAGCAGACAGCAAUAUGAGCGUUGCAAGACGUGUCAGGGCUGCUCUCAGGCAGGCUAACAAGCCUGAAUUUGUUUCUGCCUUUUGUCAAUCAAACUGUGGUGAUGUUAGCCCAAAUGUUCUUGGAGCAUUUUGCAUAGACACUGGGCUACCUUGUGACUUCAAUCAAAGUACUUGUGGUGGGAAGAAUGAGUUGUGCUAUGGUCGAGGACCGGGUUUCCCGGAUGAAUUUGAAAGUACGCGUAUAAUAGGAGAGAAGCAAUUCAGAAAAGCUGUAGAGCUUUUCAACAAAGCAUCUGAACAAUUAAUUGGGAAGGUUGACUAUCGCCACACUAACAUAGAUUUCUCACAACUUGAGGUGACACUUCCAAGAGAGGCAGAAGGAGGGGGUUCUGAGGUGGUAAAAACAUGCUCUGCUGCAAUGGGAUUUGCAUUUGCUGCCGGAACAACAGAUGGACCAGGAGCUUUUGACUUUAAGCAAGGAGAUGAUAAGGAAAAUCCUUUCUGGAAGUUGGUGCGCAACAUACUCAAAACGCCAGACAAGGAACAAAUUGAUUGUCAACAACCAAAGCCCAUUUUGCUUGAUACUGGGGAAAUGAAGCAGCCGUAUGACUGGGCUCCUUCAAUACUUCCACUCCAGAUCCUACGGAUAGGACAGCUAGUCAUUCUGAGUGUACCUGGAGAAUUUACAACAAUGGCUGGGAGGCGUCUCCGUGAUGCCGUGAAGACAGUGCUCACAAGUAAUGGUCAUGGCAAUGUCCAUGUUGUUAUAGCAGGGUUAACUAAUACCUAUUCACAGUAUGUGACUACCUUUGAAGAGUACCAUGUGCAAAGAUAUGAGGGAGCCUCCACACUAUAUGGUCCACAUACACUCAGUGCCUACAUGCAGGAGUUCAAGAAGCUCGCAAGUGCUAUCAUUAGUGGUGAAGCCGUUGAAAAAGGGCCACAAGCCCCAGAUCUCUUGGAUAAGCAAAUAAGCUUACUUACCCCUGUUCUGAUUGAUGAAACAAGUAGUGGAGUAAAUUUCGGGGAUGUCAGCUUUGACGUUCCUAAAAAUUCAACCUUUGAAAAAGGCGACUUGGUGAAUGUUACCUUCUGGUCAGCUUGCCCCCGAAAUGACCUCAUGACUGAAGGUACGUUUGUCCUCGUGGAGAUCCUCCGUGAAAAGGAUACAUGGGUUCCCGCUUAUGAUGAUGAUGAUUUCUGCCUGCGUUUUAAGUGGUCAAGACCCUCGAAACUCAGCACUUGGAGUCACGCAACAGUAGAAUGGAGAAUACCAGAAUCCACACCAACCGGUGUGUACAGGAUCAGACAUUUUGGUGCUUCAAAGAGUAUCAUGGGAUCAAUACGCCAUUUCACAGGUUCAUCAAGUGCUUUUGUGGUAGCAUGAGGAUCUCCAUACUGUUUAGGUUCAGAUUUUUCCUCUUGACACUAGUGCAAACUUGAAGACUUACCACCGUGAAGGGCUAUGGUUCUUUUGCAACUCCACGAUUAAGAUAGUCAGUUGCUGGAUUAUAGAUUCAGGCAUGUGUUUCAGAGCCAGCAUUUUAGUCUCUAUAGUUUUGAAUUGGGAGUCUGUUGUUUUCUUGAGAGAGGCAAGUCCUUCCUACA